Messenger RNA from Amphiprion ocellaris (clown anemonefish), 1355 nucleotides. It is a transcript of the gene cabp5a, whose product is annotated as calcium binding protein 5a. The transcript is spliced from 7 exons. Bases 180 to 728 code for a protein of 182 amino acids. Lineage: Eukaryota; Metazoa; Chordata; Actinopteri; Pomacentridae. Gene Ontology annotation, molecular function: calcium ion binding. The record is from RefSeq and is a predicted model, not a curated record.
ACACCUCCUCUCAUACAACCUCCCAGCAUCCCGGCAGGCAGAGCAGACAGGGUCGCUGCUCGCUUAGAGGCAAAGCUUCGAGGCCGAAGAGAGACGAGACUGAUAUUUAGGAGAAGAUUAGGAAACAAACGGCAGAGAGCUUUUUGCUCUGUACAGAUCAACAGCUGGGCUUGCCUGUGAUGCGCUUGGCAGACGACAAAACAUCACCCAACGAAGCAAUGAACUACGGAGCCGCCUGCAUUUUCCUGCGUGGAGGGAAGAACAUUUCCAGAGAACUGGCUGAUGAUGAGAUUGAUGAGCUGCGUGAUGCUUUCAACGAGUUUGAUAAGGACAAGGAUGGGCUGAUCAGCUGUAAGGACCUGGGGAACCUGAUGAGGACGAUGGGCUACAUGCCCACUGAGAUGGAGCUGAUUGAGCUGGGCCAGAACAUCAAUAUGAACCUCGGUGGCAGAGUCGACUUUGACGACUUUGUAGACCUAAUGGCCCCGAAGCUUUUGGCCGAGACAGCUGGGAUGAUUGGCGUGAAGGAGCUCAAAGAUGCCUUUAAGGAGUUUGACGUGGACGGAGAUGGAGUGAUCACAACAGAGGAACUACGGUCAGCCAUGAUAAAAUUAAUGGGAGAGCACAUGAGCCGAAGAGAGAUCGAUGCCAUAGUUAAAGAAGCAGAUGACAACGGAGACGGAACUGUAGACUUCGAAGAGUUUGUCAGAAUGAUGUCCCGCCAGUGAUGGCCAUCAACGAAGCCAAUCAAUCAAGUUUAUUUGCGUCUCUGCAAACAUGCAUUAAUACUGAUGUUGUCUUUCUCUGAAGCUCUUUGACAAAUCAACUUAUGCAUAUUCAAAAAAAACAUGUAAUACAUUUAAAACUGUAAUUAAGUGCUGUGAAGAAACACGAAGCAAUAUCAAGCUGUUCUCAGAGAGAAUUUUAGAGCUAUGCAAAGACCGAUUAUCGUGCAAUGACUUUUUUAAAGUAAAGGCAAAAGUCUGUAAACAAAAGAAAGUGUAUUAUUUUAGUUGCUGAUGUGUAUUGAAUGUACAAGAAGUCAUUUUGGAUUGGUUUGUUGAAUUUAAUUUUCAGGAGUGUAUUUAUCGGAACAUAUUUAUAACAUAUUUAUUGUUCUGACAGUAUUGCAUCAUUCUAAUCACUGAAACAAUGUUACAAUACAAGUAAGAUAUAAGAUUAACACUUAUGCUACUACUGUAUUUAUGGAUGUAUACAAUAUUUAUUGUGGGCUUGUUGCAAUGUGUAAUUUGCAGGUUCACAUUCUUGAAUGAAAUCCAGCAAGUUAAAUUCUAAUAAUGGGAAUCUGCCUUUUAUUGGCAAAUAACAAAAUAAAAAAUCCAAAUAUCUGUAAA